Messenger RNA from Neoarius graeffei (lesser salmon catfish), 2310 nucleotides. It is a transcript of the gene bub1ba, whose product is annotated as BUB1 mitotic checkpoint serine/threonine kinase Ba. The record is from RefSeq and is a predicted model, not a curated record. Lineage: Eukaryota; Metazoa; Chordata; Actinopteri; Siluriformes; Ariidae. The coding region runs from base 147 to 2162 and encodes 671 amino acids. Gene Ontology annotation, biological process: mitotic spindle assembly checkpoint signaling; meiotic sister chromatid cohesion, centromeric. The transcript has 16 exons. Gene Ontology annotation, molecular function: protein kinase activity.
GAAUUGUGGGCGGUUGGUGACGCUUGUGUUUGGGAAGCAAACAGAGUUUUACUGGGGCUCGAGUGAAGAAGAGAUCCGGGUCUGUGGAAGUGAGUGCACAGGAUAAAGUUUUAACGCAAAAAAAAAAAAAAAAAAAUCAACAGACUAUGGAAAAGUGUGAGUCCACGACACAACAAACCAGCGCUUGCCCAGUGAGUCCUGCAGAGAGUGGGAUCCCGUCGUCAUGGUGUGGAACUCGGAAAGAGUGCAUUAUCCAGAGUCAAGAGCAGCCUGGUACGGUACAGAGCAUGUACUGUCAGGAGCUUGUGCUUGGAGGUGACAUAGAGUUCUCGUUUGAAGAGCUGCGUGCCCAGCGGUAUUAUCAACAACUCAAUGAAAAAGUCAAGGACUUGAACAAAGUCAAAGAAGAGCUGAAGUUUCAGAUUGAGCAGAAACGUAAUUGUAUUCGAGGGAGGAAUGAUUCCAUCCAACAUGGGCAGCUUGAUGCACCACGGUGUUCCCUCCAGACUGCUGAUGUUGGCUGUGCUCCUGUUGUUCCCAGUGAAUCUGCUCCAUUGAAAAUUUAUAGUGAGCCAGAAAUCUCUCGAAACUCUGCCAUGAGCAUAAUAAACCAUGAAGACAUGGGACACGGCACAACUGGUGUGAAACGGAGUUCACAGGCACCACAGUCUUUCUCUAUACAUGAUGAGAAUGUUUUGCCUGAGAAGCUGAAGGAGAAGCCCAGUACAAGAUCAUCCUCUGUGAGUCACAAAUCUUUGAAGCUGCCCACCUCCAUUUUGAAAUCCAGACAGCCUGCAUCAGUGUGUCCCAGUGAUAAAGAUUCCUCCCUUUCACGCUCCGAGGAAGCCAUCAUCAAUGCCCACUGGAAUAAGACUCUCUGCCGGAGCCCAGAUGACACUUGUGAUUUUGUCCGUGCUGCUCAGCUGGCAUCCACACCAUUCAGCGGUCCAGGGAGGCAAAACCCCUCCGAAGGCGGCCAGAUGGAAGAACAUGAAACUCUCAACAAAACUGGUUCUAUUAUCUUCAAAGAGCCAAACCCUGAGGCCAGAGUGGAGACAAAGAAGCUAAGCCCGAUCCAGGAGAUCAGUCACGAGUGGGGUUAUACCUCCUCAGCUUCCACCUAUCCUCUGGAGCCAGAAUCACAAGGAAGGGCCGCAGUUCACUCAGGAAUUACAGAGGUCCUUCAGCCUCCCUCAGGAAAAACAGCGUCUGCUCCUUCCAUCGACACUGAGACGGUGAAUCCAUGCAGCCUGGAUGUCAGGAAACUCCUGCUGGAUGGUGUAGACCUGAGUUCUAUUGCUAACUUCAGCAGGAAGGUUGGACCUCUACCUGACCCUGAUGACCUGCAUCUUGAUGGUGAAACCCUGUUCUUCCUCAAAAAGAUGGGUGAUCAGGGAAUGUGCUUAUAUAUUUCAAAUGGUGGUCAUGUGCUUGUUAAGAUGGAUGAAUCCACGGUACCUUGGGAUUUUUAUAUUAGCUCACAACUGAGGGCCAGACUGCCUGCUGAUCAACAGCAUUGUCAUGAUCCGAGCACUUGUUACCUCUACGAAAAUGGAUCAUUCACCUUUUGGCAGGUUCCUCAAGGGCGAACGAUUCAAGAGUUACUGGAGGACAACUUGGAUAAACGGGAUAUUCCACUUUUGGCCAUUUGGUUGUUGGAGAUGGUGAAACGGAUGCACUCGUGUCGACUUGUUCACGGGGCUUUGCAGCCUGAAACACUAAUGGUGUGCCACAGCUGUGCAGACAGUGUCGUCUGCAUGGAUUUCUCACAUUCGUUGGACUUGGAGCUGCAGACUGAUGUGGAGACCGUGCAGUCUCUUCCCUCGGCUCAGAACUAUAUUAAACAGGGUUUAUUGUUGCCCUCCGCUUCUCCUUACCAGGUGGACCUCUGUGGCAUUGCAGAAAUAGUACACUUGCUACUGUUUGGGAAAAACAUGAAGAUAAUUAAGGAUGCAUCGUACUGGAGAUUGACCGAGGACCGUGGACCUCUGGAUCAGCAGAGGACCCUUGAAUUCAGCAACCUGCUUGGUCCUUUGUGGCAAGAUUUUUUCCACAACCUUUUGAAUCCAGAGGACAACUCAACGGAGUUUAUUUUGUCCAACCUAAUCAACAACAUAAAGAACACACUCUAUGAAGGCUUGGAGUGUCAGAUUUCUCUGUAAUUUCUGCUGUCAGUCACUUUUCUGUGUUUGUGUGUCUUUCGUUUCUUUUAAGUUCCGAUAAAGUAUUCUUACAUAUUCUUAAUUUUGCUUCAUUAUUAUUUUUUUUUUUAUCCUGUACUCGUGUUGUGUGUUCAAUAAAUGGGCAAAA